This is a messenger RNA of Tinamus guttatus (white-throated tinamou), 944 nucleotides long. The record is from RefSeq and is a predicted model, not a curated record. NCBI's taxonomy places the organism in Eukaryota, Metazoa, Chordata, Aves, Tinamiformes, Tinamidae.
AUGGAGAUUGUACCUCAGAGUACAGGUGGGCACACAACAGAAAUCCUGAGGUUACUCAGUUGUUUGUCAGAGUCAUACUCUCCUCGACAUUAUAUUCUUGCAGACUCAGAUAAGAUGAGUGAAGCUAAAAUACGUUCUUUUGAACAAAAAAGAGCUGAAACUUUCUCCAAUUCCCAGUUCACCCUUGAUCGCAUUCCCAGAAGCCGUGAGGUUAGACAGUCUUGGACCUCCUCCGUGGUAACAACCCUGUACUCCAUACUUUAUUCCCUUCCUUUGACCUACAAACUGAAACCAGAUUUGAUAUUGUGCAAUGGACCAGGAACAUGUGUUCCUGUCUGUAUAAGCGCUCUUCUUCUUGGGCUUCUAGGACUAAAGAGAGCAAUCAUUGUGUACGUAGAGAGCAUCUGCCGCGUGGAAACUUUGUCCCUCUCUGGAAAGAUUCUUUACUACUGUUCGGAUUACUUCAUUGUUCAAUGGCCUGCUCUAAAGGAAAAAUACCCCGGGUCGGUAUAUCUUGGUCGGAUAGUUUAAAAAUAGAAGACAGGCUUUACCUAAAAUAAACGCAGAAGGCUUCUCACUAAAGAAAUGUAUUAUUUUCAAAUAAUUUAUUUUCAAAGAUUCUUGUUAAGAAUUAGUCUGCUACUGGAAAAGCAGGCAAUAAUAAAUAUAUCUUUAUACUGAAGUACAUUUUCGUGUAGGUGCAUUUAUUGCCUUCAUAUAGUUCACCAGUAUCCCAUUACGGCUUGAAAUCUGUGCUGUCUCUAUUUGCAUCUAGUUUUCCUGCUAUGUGAAUAGGAAUUUUUGUCUACAAAUAAAUAUGGGAGUUUGAAUGAAUUGUAACAUUUCCUGUAAGGAAACUUUGUGUAGUUUUCUAAAUUGUAAGAAACAAAGUCUCGUUUUAACACAACAGACUUUAUUUCCUGUAUGCUAGCAGUGAAGUCCCU